AUGGCAUCAAAUGGGCAUGUUAGAACAUUCCACGUUAUCGGAGAUUUUCAUCCCAAUUCUUUAGUGAAAAGAGUGGUCCGUCAAAUUCCACGUUCGUUACCGUAUUAUGAGAACACGGGUGAUAAUCUCGUCGAAGAUGAAGCGGACCCUAUAGUUCGUGAAUUAAUGAAAAUAAGACCCCACAAGCCCCUGUUCACCAUUUUAUCACAAUUGGAUGAUGAGAGUGUCAUGGCAUAUUCGUCAAAACUACUGGAGUUGUUGUAUUUAUUAUUAGAAGAAAAACAAUUAGAUGAUAACAUAAGGAUGGAUCUUGAAAACUCAUUGACUUAUUUUAUCUCGUUUAUCCCUUGGGUUAAUCCGGAUGUUUCUGAAAAAUUGGACAUUGAUCGCAAUGUAACCUACAAAAACAGACAAAGCAUUUCUCGCCCGAAAAGCACCUCUGAGGAAGUUAAUCCAACUUACCCUAAUGGGCACUUGUCAAAGAUUUUGAUUGAUAAUUUUGAUACGUUGAUCAAAUUUUCAUCGACAUAUUUCAACUUGACUUUGAGUACACUGGUGACAAAAUACAUUGUGGAGUUGAUCUACCAAUUAUAUUAUUGGGAAGUGGUACAUUUGGCUCAUAUUAAUCCCAAAAUCAUUGAUUUUCUCGAAUUGAUUGGAUUUGAAAUAACUCAAACCACAUUUGGUCCCAUCAUCGGACCACCAGCAAACUACCUCAACGAAAACUUGUUGCAAGGAUUGCAAUACCCUUUUCCAUAUCCAUUCUACAAUUAUAGUUACCAUUCUUUUGAUUCCAAAGUUGAACAGAAAAAGCUUGACCGCGUUCAAAUAAAACCUUAUAUUGAUAUCACUUUGAAAAACGUGGAUGGUGUUUCUAGAAAGAAGAGGAAGGGAAGUAAAACUUCAACUAAGAAAUCUUUUAGUGAGGAAGCUACCAAGAUUGGUAGACGAUAUAGCGAGGGUAAGGAAAUUACCUCGCUUCUGCACCCAAAUAUUACUGGACACGAGUGGGCUCGUUCAAAUGCCGAUAAUUCAACAUUGUUUAAAUGGAAUCAAAAUGCAAGUAAUAAUGACCAAGAAGAAAACUAUUUGAGUCACGGGCGUACCGAUCAAGCGUCAAAUUGGAUGAAUCGACAAAAUUCCGGCGUCACGACGAUACCCUCUGCAUCCACAUCUUCAUCAACACAACCAGGCUCAGUUUACCCUCUGCAAUCACCAUACCUACGAAAUCAUCCACCACAUGGGUUUUCUCCUGUUCCAUAUCAGCACUAUUCAUUUCAGUCGCUUCCACAAAAGUCAAACCAACCUUCACAACAACCGCAAAAUCAGCAAUACUCAACUAGUCCUCUGCUUCCUCAUUUGAGCUCUCAAAGACCACUACAUACACAAUCGACUCCGAUAAUGCCCGCAAAAAGUAACCAAAUAUCCCCCACACUAAGUCAGCGAGAGAAACACCAUGAGUUUCCAAAUAUUACGCCAAUCUCAAAUUACGAAUCAUCUCAAAGCAACAUUUUGCCAUCAAUCUCAAAACUAACCGAUCACCUGGACCACUGUUUGUCCGAAGGACAGUCUCGUCAAGGACCUUCUUUACUGAGUACUGGAUUGGGGAUCACUGCUCCUAAAACCAGUAGUCAAUUUCUGUCACAACACCCACAACAUUCACCUCAACUCGGUGUAUCUCAACUAAAUAAACUGUACUCUAAUUCUGAGAUAGAUUAUAGAGGAAACCACAAAGACACACAAUACACGGAUAAACCGCCUUACCAAACAAUUCGAGUUGAUGAAGGCACACAACUGGGUGAUGUUCUGGUUGAUCAGGGAGAUCUGAAUUUUGCACUUCCAGACAAAAACAAACGAGGUCCUCGUCAUGGAGUUAUUCACCAAUGUCAUUUAACCGAUCCAGCUUCCAAUACCAAGUGUCUUAAGAUAUUUUAUGGGAAAAAUGAGUUAUUGAGACACCAAGAGUUUGUUCAUGCUACUAAAAAGAGAAUAUACAAAUGUUUAUAUUGUGAGCGGAGUGGAGCUAGAGUUCAAAGUUACCCACGCCAUGAUUCAUUAGCCAGACACAUUAGAAGAAAGCAUGGUAUAACAGGAAAGGAAAACAAAAUGGCAGUUAAUUAUGCUAAAGAGAAUGUUAUAAUUGUUGAUGAUGCUGAAGCGGCAAAUAUUGAAUACGCUCCAGAAGAGCCGUUCACUAAACUACAAUCUGGUGACCCUGUUGCUACACUGAAAUCACCAGAGAUUUAUGAUGAGGAAUCCUUUGAAUACGAAAGGUUUAAACAGGAGGUGGAACAAGACAAACGAGAAAGAAGAGGAAGCCCUUUUAGCCGUGAAAGUAUUGCACUACAUCCUGCAAGUCAAAUACCCAUAUCAUUACCUCCGCUGACAACCCACCCGCAAGUUUCACCAGAUUUCAAAACCCCACAUUUGCCAAUGCUCCCUCCCAACACAAGAGUUCAAAUUCAUUCUCAUGGUCUACAACAAAACCCUUUUGAAGGGUCCUCGGCUUAUCAUCGUGAAACUUCUUCGAGUGUGAAUCUGUCAUACCCCCACUCCGAAAACUAUUCUGAUAUUCCACGUUUGCAAAGUUUCAAUUCAAACGAUGCAAAGAAUCGUCUGUUUUCCAUAUAUAUGGGACCCAAUUCCGUUCCUUCAAGGUAUACGAAACUUGACUUGAACAAGAUUCGAAUAUCACCCACUUUACCUGAACCUACUUUAACCCCAGCAUCAUCAAAUCAACCUCAACCUCAACCUCAACCUCAAGCUGAAUCACAGCAAGAAAAUCAACCGGGCGGUAAUCAACCACAGCCAGCUUCGGCCAGGUCGAAUGACUCACGGAGAUUGAGCGUUAAACUUCCGCUGAUACACGACAUUGAUAAUGAGAUAGGACAUAUUUAUCGAGGAUGA
Messenger RNA from Lodderomyces orthopsilosis Co 90-125, 2907 nucleotides. RefSeq lists its product as uncharacterized. Lineage: Eukaryota; Fungi; Ascomycota; Pichiomycetes; Serinales; Debaryomycetaceae. Bases 1 to 2907 code for a protein of 968 amino acids. The record is from RefSeq and is a predicted model, not a curated record. The transcript is spliced from 3 exons.